GUGCGCAUGCUCCUGGGAGACUCCGCAGCACCGUCGAAUGCGCCUGCGCGGCUUUGGUGGCGGGCGCCGCUGGUGCGCAGGCGUGAGGUCGAGGUCCGGCGGGCUGCUGCCGAGAGCGGGAGCGGGAGCGGAGACCACGGAGCUGAAAAAUGUCUUAUUACUCCAGAAGCUCCAGAGCUUCAGACUGCAAGGUCUAUGUUGGUGAUUUGGGAACGGGAGCUGCCAAAGGGGAGCUGGAACGUGCUUUCAGCUACUAUGGCCCCCUCAGGAAUGUGUGGGUAGCGCGCAACCCUCCGGGUUUCGCUUUUGUAGAGUUUGAGGACCCCAGGGACGCUGAAGAUGCCGUGCGUGGGAUGGAUGGCAAGGUUCUUUGCGGGUCAAGGGUACGGGUCGAGCUCUCAAACGGGAUGUCGCGCAAAUCUCGCUUUGGCCGCCCCCCUGCACGGCGCCAGUUUGACCCCAACGACCGUUGCUACCAGUGCGGUGAGCGUGGCCACUAUGCCUACGAUUGCUACCGUUACAGCAAGAGGAGGCGUGGCAUCAGUCGGUCUCGGUCUAGGUCUCGUUCCCGUUCACGGUCCAGGUCGAGAGGCCGCCGUUACACCAGGUCCCGGAGCCACAGCCGAGAUCGCCGAACUCGCUCCCGUUCGCCUUCGUACUCUAAGAAGAGAAGUCGAUCUCUCACGCCAAUGAGGUCAAAGUCCAGAUCUCCAGUCAGGAGGAGCCCAUCAAGAUCAAGGUCUCGAUCAAGAUCUCUUUCUAUGAAACGAGAAAGUCGCUCCCCAUCAGAAAGUUCUCGGAAGAGUCCAACCCCCGCGAGAGAUGAUUGAAACAGAACGUUGUGAAGAGUGCGGCACUGUGGACCUCAUCGCCUGACAACCUUUUAACUAAUCUAGAUGUUUUAGUGCCUUUUUAUAUGCAUGCAUUCCACGGAGAAAUGUCACUGCUCUUCAUUUGGUCAAUGUAAACGUUAUAAUUCAAUGUUGUGAAAUAAACUGUACAGCUUGUACGAGGAGCAGCGUUAUCAGCUGUCAGGGGGUACAGUAAACAGCUCGCAUUUCUUUGUAUUAAAUUUUACAUCUUUAUCACAGUAA
Molecule: messenger RNA, 1094 nt
Organism: Leucoraja erinaceus (little skate)
Lineage: Eukaryota; Metazoa; Chordata; Chondrichthyes; Rajiformes; Rajidae
Gene: srsf7a
Product: serine and arginine rich splicing factor 7a
Exons: 8
Coding region: 150-830 (226 amino acids)
Biological process (GO): mRNA splicing, via spliceosome
Cellular component (GO): nucleoplasm; ASAP complex; cytoplasm
Molecular function (GO): zinc ion binding; RNA binding
Source: RefSeq, a predicted model, not a curated record